AUGUCCCCGCUGUGCGCCCUGCUGCUGGCCCUGGCCCUGGUGGCCGUCCCCGGCAUCCGAGCCGCCUGCCCGCUGCCCGCCGACCUCAAGAGGCCGGACGGGACGCGCACGUGCGCCAAGCUCUACGACAAGAGCGACCCCUACUACGAGAACUGCUGCGGGGGCGCCGAGCUGUCGGUGGAGCCGGGCACCGACCUGCCCUUCCUGCCCGCCGACUGGAACAACGCCGCCUCCUCGCUCGUGGUGGCCCCGCGCUGCGAGAUCACCGUGUGGUCCCUGCGCGGCAAGGCCGGCAAGACGCGCAAGUUCUCGGCCGGCGCCUACCCGCGCCUGGAAGAGUUCCGCAAGGGCAUCUUCGGAGACUGGUCCAACACCAUCGCGUCGCUCUAUUGCAGCUGGACCGUGAAGCAGCAGUGUGUGGAUCUUAUGGCCGAGGGCCUCUGGGAGGAGCUCCUCGACGAUGAGCAGCCAGACAUCACAGUCAUGGACUGGUACGAGGACAGCCGGCUGGACACGUGUGUCUACGAGCUGCACGUCUGGCUGCUGGCAGCCGACCGCCGCACGGUCAUCGCGCAGCACCAUGUGGCCCCCCGGGCCUCCGGGAGAGGCCGCCCCGGUUGCUGGAUCCAGGUGUCCCACGUGUUCCGCCAGUAUGGCCCUGGCGUGCGCUUCGUCCACUUCCUGCACAAGACCAAGAACCGGAUGGAGCCUGGGGGGCUGCGGCGGACGAGGGUGACGGACUCCUCCGUGUCCGUGCAGUUCAGGGAGUGA
Puma concolor (puma) is the source of this 771-nucleotide messenger RNA. The record is from RefSeq and is a predicted model, not a curated record. Lineage: Eukaryota; Metazoa; Chordata; Mammalia; Carnivora; Felidae.